GUGACCUUAAUCCAUAUAAAUAUCAUUAUAGCCUUUAGCAUGUCCCUCGUGGGCCUACUGAUGUAUCGAUCCCAUCUAAUGUCCGCACUACUCUGCCUAGAAGGUAUAAUAUUAUCACUUUUCGUCCUAGCAGCCCUUACAAUUCUAAACUCCCACUUUACCUUGGCCAACAUAAUACCCAUUAUCCUCCUAGUAUUCGCAGCCUGUGAAGCAGCUAUCGGAUUAGCCCUAUUAGUCACAAUCUCCAACACAUAUGGCACCGACUACGUACAAAACCUCAACCUCCUCCAAUGCUAA
Messenger RNA from Eubalaena glacialis (North Atlantic right whale), 297 nucleotides. Lineage: Eukaryota; Metazoa; Chordata; Mammalia; Artiodactyla; Balaenidae. The record is from the annotation of a RefSeq genome assembly.